Messenger RNA from Linnemannia hyalina, 3924 nucleotides. Lineage: Eukaryota; Fungi; Mortierellomycota; Mortierellomycetes; Mortierellales; Mortierellaceae. The record is from the annotation of a GenBank genome assembly.
AUGGCAACGAUAUGGCACCCACUCCCUGGGAGACUCCAGUCCGUCUCCGUCGCAAACAAAGACAACAUCUGGGGGGUCACCCUCGACCUCCAACUCUGCAAGCUCAACUCCAAAACUCAACAGUGGCAACUCGUCUCCGUCACCUCAGGGUCUAUCAACCGAGCUCGCCCCACCUUUUCCUCUGCACAGUCUCUUCAGUCGGUGGUCUCACAUUCUUCCUUCUCUGCCGCCAAAAAGUUUUCGUCAUAUCUCCCUUCCCUCGGCAGUUUCACUUCUUCGGCGCCUUCUACUCCUACUGUAGGAGCGAUAGCAACUAUUUCACCGACUACAACAACAACAACAACAUCAAAAACAGCAGCAGCACAACUAAAGAACAAUGGUGGCACACCGAGAUCACCAGCGAUGACCCGUGCCAACACUUCAGCAUCGCUCCUUGGUGCAGAUACAGGCGAGGAUACGGUAGUUCAAGUCUCGGCAGCGUCGGAUGGGACAGUUGUGCGACUGGACCGAUCGUUGAAGGCGUGGUACAUGAUUGCACCGCAAAACGACCAUGUGGAUUACGAGAAGGAUGUGAUCUGGAUCGACCUUGGGCACUUUUGGAAGUGUGUCAGUGUGGCAUCCAUCUCGCAGAUAUGGGGUCUAUCUGAUUACGGCGAUAUUUACUACGGGACAUCUGAUCGGUUUGUACUGCUCGAGCAUGCCAUCACCUCAGGUGCAGGAUACAACAAACCCACCUUCACCCACAUCUCUGUCGGACACGACAAUGUCGUCCUCGCCACCGACGCACAUUCGGGGACAGUCUUUCGAGAUUUCAUUGUUGGAGUUGCAAAGGACGGUCGCGUCUACCGUUACAGUCGUAGUGUUUGGACCCCCUUGGGCGGAGGCGCGAAACUGAACAAUGUCGGUGUUGGAAUCGAUGGCUACGUCCUUGGAGUCGAUCGAGACGGCGAUCUUUUUGGAUGUCAACUCGAGAGCACCGCGGUCGUCAUCCCUCCACUAGACCGACCUUCAAGUCGGGAACGGACCUACAAGGCUGUCAAGGAUGACGAACCAUUAACACCCAGCUCUCCUCAGGCUCCCAACGGACCGAGUCUGUUCAACGCUCCUCGGCAACAAAGCAUGUCCAGAAAGCCCACAUCGUCACCCCGGGAACUGUUUGAGAUGGCGGCCUCGACUUCAGCAGCACGGAAUAAUAGAUUUACGGCGGGAGAAUUGAGAGUCGAUACUUCGAGGAAUACGCGAACAUCUUCACCCUUGCGAGAGUCAGGAGGCGCUGGGGGAGCAGCAGGACCAGGAGGGUCGUCUUGGGCAGCAGCGUCGUCGCCUCGUACUUAUUAUCAUUCAAAGGCGGCACCUAGUCUUGAUAGAACGGACUCACAGAUGUCCAAGAGGAGCUAUGCCUCGGAUAUCGCCAUAUCGGGGACGCCUACAGGACUCGAUCUUUCCCAGCCCACGACACCAGUAUCCCCUCAAGUCCCAGGCAGCGAUCUUUCGUCAUCUUCAGUCGAACAAACUCCAGUGCAAAAAGCAGCAGCGGUCAUACCAGUGUCGACUCCUUCUUCACACGGCAGAGCCUCUCCAUUGAGGAUACAAACCAAGGGAGGCGAGUCGUACUUUACCUCACAGCCUAUCACCACAUUCGGACCCUCCAGCAACCUGUCACCCCUGACCAGCUUCCCUCUCGACGGCAACCCGUACACUACUGGAUCGAAGCCGUCUUCUGACAACUCGGCCGUUCAAACACCCAUCACUCCACACUCGGACAACAGUAACAAUUUCAUCCUAUCCGCCUCUUCAAAGUCCUCGUCGGGGUCCGCGUCGAACAAAAACCUGAUUCCUGCUGGUCAGCAGAAUGCCAAUCCACAGAAGGAUACCGUCGAGGAAGAGGAGAGUCAUUCAUCGAUAAUCGACGGUGCAACUCCACCUUCUUCAUCGUCAUUGAUAUCACCAUCUGUUUCGCCCUCCGACAGGGUACCCUGCGUUCCUGCCACAGGUCCUGUACCAGAGGCACAGGGACACCAACGACAGCCAGUCUUGGAGGAGGGCGAGAGGCGUUUGGAACAACAUUUCCAGCAACCUGAUGAAGGGGCCUAUGUGGAAUACGUGCACGGCUCGGCACCAUUGCCUAAUGCUACCAUUGAGUCGGUGGAAAUGGCAAUGGCAGGCAUUCAUGAACCCCGCGAUAUCCACAGUAUUUUUGACCCUCCUCAUGAUCCUCUUCCCUCGGCCUCAGCAGCGGCUGUUGGUACUGCGACAGGUAUCGACUCCCGACAGCCUUUGCGAUCACCAUUGCCACUGCCACCACCUCCUCAGCCUGCCGUAAUCGAUGCCGUAAUGCCGUCUAACCCACUACAACAGCGCAUGGAAUUGGAUCGACUCCUCAGCAACAGCGACAAGAGUGAGUGGAUCGAGAAUGGUGCGCAUCCUGCUGGUAGACCUGGUCAAACCGGUGACAAUAACUACAACAACGACGAAAUGAACGAUGGUGUGAAUAUCGCCGAACUGGAAGGCCAAAAGAACAACGACGAUGAACAUGUCUGGUAUGGCGACACUGCAGUUGUUCAACCGAACCUGGACCAAGAUAAAAGGAACUCGUCCAUGGCCUUUUCCCACCUUGAACAACCAACACCCACCGUCCUAUCGACAAUAACAAAAACAUCAGCCGCAAUAACAGGACCUUUCCAGGCGCAGUCUUCUCGGACCAUCUCUCCUUUUUCGACACAAGGGCAGCAGCAGCGACAGCCGCCUAGCUUGGAAUACAACCAGUCGACACCACCCUUCUCCAGUAACAGCAACAGUUACUACAACGACACAAACAACAGCGGUCAACCCAGAACGGCAGCAUUCCACCCCUUGGACAUCAGGCUAGAACCGAGUGAACCUCCAUCCUCGUCAGCAGCACCUCUAUCCUCGUCAGCAGCACCUCUAUCCGUAUUCCACCAACAGCAGCAAGAAGAGAACCAUUAUCUCGAGCCCCCGUAUCCGUACCAGGACCGCCUGAGCCAGCAUCGACCAAGUGACUGUUCUGAGGUGUUGAUGCUACAGCAGCAAGAAUUCCUAAGACUCACCCGUCUCCGAUCCCAGCCCUCUUCUGUCGUUACUGCCAACGACCCCGCUCUUGGUGCCUUUUCUGAAAAGACUGAGGUUCUACGGGAUUAUCCUUUGUCUGACAAGACCGAGAUCGAUUCUAUCAACAGCACAUCCCAACGUCCAGACAACAACGAGACGAUGCUGAGAAAACUCCGAGAGAAAAUCACCUCACCACCCGGGGAGGCGGGUCCGUCCAAACGUUUAUCCGUGUUCAUCCCGCCUAACUCGUUGCCACCAGAGUUCGACGAAAUCCUCAGGAAACGAGAGAGCCCCAAAAUCAACAGGGCCACUAACAAUAUCCCCAACACCAGCGCCGGCAGUAGCGGGAGAAACAGCCGAAGCAGCAGCAGCAGAGGCAACGCCAAUAUGAAUUACGCGAUCCCAGACGAAUCCUCUCACCCUUCGUACUCCUCGACACACCUCCAAAACUAUGUCAACACGACGAUGCCCCAUCCGCACCAACACCCGCAGUCUGGUCGAAGCAGUGUUCAAAGCAUCAAUCUCUCUCCCAUCAGUCCGACCCAUCUCACCAAUCCUACCAACAGCAUGACUGGCGUUUAUAACUUCAACACAAGUCAUAGGUCUAGUUCCGGUUCUGGUGCAGGUCGGAGCCCAUACGGACACGGAAAUGCGCACGGCGGCGGCGGCAGCGGCAACAACAGCAGGACGACAACGACUGUCGGGAGUGGAGUGGCACCGAGCGCGAGUUCUGGAGGGAUCACGGGGGAAGAUGCGCAGGGCCGGUGGGUGGGUAGUCCUACGGGUACGGAUAACAGAGUGUCUACUUAUGGUACCGCGGAUAUCCACAAGUCCAGGUGCUGCAUCAUCCAGUGA